Messenger RNA from Saprolegnia diclina VS20, 1323 nucleotides. RefSeq lists its product as hypothetical. The record is from RefSeq and is a predicted model, not a curated record. NCBI's taxonomy places the organism in Eukaryota, Oomycota, Saprolegniomycetes, Saprolegniales, Saprolegniaceae. Bases 190 to 1227 code for a protein of 345 amino acids. The transcript has a single exon.
GUGCAGGCUACAGGACUUGCCGCUGCCAUCGGAUCGAGUGAGCGUGGUGUGGGGCCGUGCGACGCGCUCGUGCUGCCACGUGCUGCGACGGAAUCGAAGUUCGAAGCUCGAAGCCCGAGAUACGGUGCAGCGUUUCGACGAGCUUCUGGCAGCGAAGCUUCGACCGACCGCCUCAUUGACCAAAUAGGCAUGCGUCUCUCGCUCCUCGCCGCUGUAGCUGUGUCCAGCGUCAGCGCCCAGGCGUCGACCGCAUGCGCAGCGACAAGCUGCUAUGCAGGCGCGCAGUUCACCUCGGCCAACAAGCUCACGGCCGCCCAGGCCAUUGGCAACCUCCAAGCGCCCUGCUACGAAGUGCAGUCGCAGGGCGUCGCGUGCUACGCGUACACGACAGCAGGCACGUGCCCAUUCAAGGGCAUGUCCGACUGUGGCGCGAACGCCGUCGUCACGACCACACCCAGCACAACGUCCUCGGUCCCCACGACGCCCGUCGCGUCGACGACGAUCGCGCCAGGCACACCGACGUUGGCCCCUGGCACGCCGACGCUGGCGCCGGGUACACCGACGUCUCUACCUGGCACGCCCACGUCUUCGCCCAACACGCCAUCCGGUAGCACGCGCCGGCCGUCGACGCCGAGCGCACCGAAUGGUGGCUCCAACACCAGGGGCUCAACCUCGGGCAGUCAGAACAACACGGCAACCAACGGUGCUGCCGUCGAACAAUCGAGUGGCAUUGGCUCGUGGCCGUACUUUGUGGGCGGCGGUGCGGCGCUGCUCCUCAUUGGCGUUAUCGUGAUCGUGCUCAUCCGCAAGACGCGGGACGGCGACGACGACGACGAGGUCGAAGACCACAUCUACCAGAGCCAACACCGCAGCGGAAAGCACUCGAUGCAGUCGGUCUCGGGCACGCAUGUGAGCCCGUAUGACGUCAAGCAGACGCAUUCGUACGACGUUGAAACGGGCUACCAGCCAACGAUCGGGUACCAUGACCCACGCCCGCAGCAGUACCAGCCACAAGGAUCCGGCUACGCGCCGCAGUCGCCGUACCGUGCCAAGCCCGCAAUCGUCCAAGCGAGCCAAAUGCCGGCGCCGGCGCCCGUGGUGACGAACCGAGACAUGCAUUUGCUCAACACGACGACGACGUCGACCACCACCACCAACCACGGUAGCAACCGCAACAACAACCACAACGCCGCACCGGACGACGACCGCCACUCGGUGACCUUUUAAUCGACUAUAUAUGGACUGGAGCGCGGCCGCCAAACGUUUAGUAGACUACGUUAGUACAUAUAUCAAAUGUCGUCGGUAUGAAGUGCACCUUUGUGG